AUGGAAACAUCGACACAUCCUAAGUUUAUAAAUUCAGAGCGACUAGUUUUUGCUGAGACACAGAUACUUUAUUUUGCUACUGGUAAAGCCAAGUGGUUGUUCCGUGAUGGUCUUCUGCCCCCUCGAACUUACUUUGUUGGGUUUGCACGAUCUGAUAUUGGUACCCAGGACAUAAGAGCAGGAAGUGAAAAAUUUGCCAAGCUCUCAUCAUCUCCAUGUCAAAAAUAUGAAGAAUUUUGGAACUGUAAUUUUUACUUGAGAGGAGAUUAUACGAAUCCAAAAACAUUUGAAUUACUAAAUAAGUUUAUAGAGUCCAAGUGGGAACAAUCUGUUAAUCGCAUAUUUUAUUAUGCUAUACCACCAUCAGUUUAUAAACCUGUUUCAUCAUCUAUCAAAGAAUAUUGUACUAACAAAAACCCUGAUACGUGGACUCGAUUGAUCAUUGAAAAACCGUUUGGACGAGAUUUAGAGUCAUUUAAUGAAUUGAAUUCUGAAUUAACUAAACUGUUUACAGAAGAACAGAUUUAUCGAAUCGACCAUUAUUUGGGCAAAGAGAUGGUUCAAAAUCUACUAAUUUUACGAUUCUGUAAUCAGGUCUUCAGUCCACUGUGGAAUCGUGAAAAUAUUGACAAUAUUACAAUAUCAUUUAAAGAACCAUUCGGAACCGAAGGACGUGGUGGGUAUUUUGAUCAAUUCGGAAUUAUUCGUGAUGUUGUUCAGAAUCAUCUUAUUCAAAUUCUUUCGUUGGUAGCAAUGGAAAAACCUAUUUCAGUUAAUGCAGAUGAUAUACGUGAUGAGAAGGUUCGUGUGCUUCGAAGCAUUGAACCUCUAACAAUAGACGACAUUGUAAUUGGACAAUACGUUGCAGAUCCGAAUGCAACAAGUCCACCUGCUUCGUUGUCUUACACGGAUGAUCCAUCAGUUCCUAAAGAUUCCAUAACACCUACUUAUGUAUGUGCUGUGUUAUAUGUGAGAAAUGAUCGUUGGAAGGGUGUUCCAUUCAUUCUCCGGGCAGGGAAAGCACUAAAUGAACGUAAAGCAGAAGUCAGAGUUCAGUUUAAAGAACCUCAUAUUCAUCUUUUCGGUUCAAAAGAAGGUCUACCACGUAAUGAAUUAGUUAUACGUGUACAACCGGACGAAGCAGUUUAUAUUAAAUUGAAUGUGAAAUCUCCUGGUAUGAAAUUUCAAACAGAAGAAACUGAAUUAGACUUAACUUAUGCUCAGCGAUAUAAAGCCAUCAAACUACCCGACGCUUACGAACGAUUGAUUCUCGAUGUAUUCUGUGGAGUUCAGACAAAUUUUGUACGUUCUGAUGAACUACGCGAAGCUUGGCGUAUUUUAACACCUGUAUUAAAAUACUUGGAAGAGAAUAAAAUCACUCCAUAUCCAUACAUUUAUGGGAGUCGUAAUGGCCCGAAAGAAGCAGAUAUUUUGUGUAAAAAAGCAGGUUUUCAAUACUCUGGUACAUAUGAGGUCGUAGUUCUACAACAUUCAAGUUGUAGUCGUUUCCUAAAAACCUGUCUUUUGUUGUGUCGAAAUUAUGCCGAAAGUAUUCAGACCAUCGAUAAAACAAAUCAAGACACAUAUAAAAACGUACGUUUUUAUUAUUACGAAAGCAAGGCUUUUAAUAGAAAUGAAGUUGAAACUCAAGAAAUCAGACCUAAUCAGGUGUCCGACUCCAAUCCGUCUAAGGAGUCAUCACCCUGCAUUAUUACAAGUGAACCAAGGCCAAGUUCACCACUUCCUUCACAGAAUACGUGUGAAACUCCUAAAACAGCUACUCAGAGAUUGAUCAACCCUGACCUAGAUGUCCAUGUUAAUCCUGAAAGGCCUCAACAAGUAUCCAAGGAAAUAGAAAACCUAUUUGUUUCUAAAAAACCUCGCAAAACUAAAGUCAAGACAACGGAAGUACUACCUCCUGUAGGUCAACCUCUUGAUCGAGCUUCUGUCACUCUUCGCUCCUUACUGCAUUGGGUCCCUAUAAACAAACCACCUCCGACUGAAGAAACUGGCAUACUCAGUGUUGACUAUAGGAGUUUCCGACCUCCUCGUGAUGGCCAUGGAAGGAAAUGGACAGAGCGUGAGACUACACGAUUCUACAGAGCAUUGAGUACUAUUGGGACUGAUUUUUACGUGAUGGAGAAAAUGUUCCCUCGCCGGAAGCGGUCAGAACUUGUUAGUAAAUUUAAACGAGAAGAAAAACGCAACCCUUAUCUGGUCAACCAAGCAUUACGAAACCGUCGUACUUACGAUCUUAUUAAUCUGUUCCCGUCAAGUGAUGAAGAAGAAAAUGCGAGACCCGAUAAAUCUUCAAAAAGUAGUAAGAAAAAAUCUAGAUGUGAUCAAGACUCAAUCGAAUGUAACGAACAGUCAUGUAAUCAAAAUCUUGAUGCAACAAGUAAACCAAAAUCGCGAAGAAAAAGCCUGCUUCGUAGAGAUCCAGAUUUUGAGCGUCACCUUUCAGAAACAAUCGACUGUGUUUUAUCUCAAUUUACGAAUUCCGAUGCCGGCAACAGCAAGUGCCAGUUGACUCAACAUACUGGUAGUGACCAGCAGUGUAAACAAACUACUAAUCACCGGUAUGAGUUUAGGCAUUCCUCGCGCAGUAUCCCAUCUUUACAACAAAUGAUUUCAGUAAAGGAAGCAGAGCUUGCCGCGUCUGAAAAAGAUAACCUUGAGACUGCUAUGGAUUCUCCUCAAAUUUCUACAACUUCAGAAAGCAACCUGUAG
Molecule: messenger RNA, 2730 nt
Organism: Schistosoma mattheei
Lineage: Eukaryota; Metazoa; Platyhelminthes; Trematoda; Strigeidida; Schistosomatidae
Source: the annotation of a GenBank genome assembly